Mauremys reevesii (Reeves's turtle) is the source of this 1532-nucleotide messenger RNA. RefSeq names its product dynein axonemal assembly factor 6 (gene DNAAF6). NCBI's taxonomy places the organism in Eukaryota, Metazoa, Chordata, Testudines, Geoemydidae. Gene Ontology annotation, molecular function: dynein intermediate chain binding; protein-folding chaperone binding. The record is from RefSeq and is a predicted model, not a curated record. Gene Ontology annotation, biological process: axonemal dynein complex assembly; flagellated sperm motility. The coding region runs from base 155 to 757 and encodes 200 amino acids. Gene Ontology annotation, cellular component: cytoplasm. The transcript has 7 exons.
GGGGUUGGCUGAGAGGUCGAGAUCCCGCCCUAGACGAGCCGCGUCGGGAGGGGGGAAAGACUCGCCGCUGCCAUGGUAACGGCAGACGCUGCGCUGGAGCUCGGCUCCCCGGGGGCCGCAGCAGGCGCUGGAGACCGCCAGGUGAGCAGUAGAUAUGGAUCAAGACAGCGUUUCCUCAUUCUCUUCUCUGCAAGCUCUUGCUAAACUGCUUGCUGACCCUGAGGAAGAAGACAGUGAUGACAAUGACUUUGGGUCACAUUCUUCUUCUGUUAGCACUGUGGGGCCCGAGAGUAUCGGACCAGCAAAGAAAGCAGAGCCCACAGUCACCCCUGAUGUGAAGUCUGGAAAUAGUAAAGAUAUCUGGAAUACAAAGGAGGUGCCAGAAGGAUCAGAGUUUGAUGAUAUCUGGGAUCCAAGGGAACAGCCAGAUUUUGUCUCUGCUAGGUAUGAGAUUUUAUUCAAGCAGCAGGUAGGAGCGGAGGACAUCUUCCUGGGGAUGAGCAGAAAGAACCCUUCCACAGCCUGUUGCGAGGACAUGCUGAUUAAAAUCAAACUGCCAGAUACAAAGUCCUCAGACAUUACACUUGACAUCCAGGACAAGAUUCUUGACCUUCGAACCCCAAAAAAGAAGCUGCUACUGCAUCUCCCCCACCCUGUGGACAGCAAGAAUGGCAAAGCUUGUUUCAUUUCAGAAAAGGAGACCCUUGAAGUCACCUUGAGGAUGAAAAGAGAGUUUGACUUCAUCAACUUUGCCUAAGGGAAAAUGGGGAAUGUUUUCAAAAGUGAUCUAUAUGGCUACCUGAUUGAUAGCCAAACGUUGGCCUAUUCCCCUUGGGAAUGGUUCAGGAUUGAUCUUUCCACUGCAGUUCCUGGUUGUGCAGUUAGGCAGUGUGAUGAACCACCCCAUAUGUCUAUUGGGGGUGAAUAGGAACCAGAGGUGUCGGAGCAAGUAUAGUAUAGUAUUUCUAUCUCUGUGCAAUUCUAUCCCUGAGCUUGGGAUCCCAGCCUUACCAUAUAAAUUCUCUGAACCUCUGAAUUUUCUCUGAAGUCAUCUUGGUGUGUGAGCGUGACCCAGAACACCAGCUGCAAUGGCCAAUGGAACAGGACUGUGAGACACCUUUUCUGCCUCUUAGAUAAAAUCCUGCAGAGAUCAUAGAUGGAGAUGAUCCAAUCUUUAGCCUCUCCUGGAACUCUACUGUUUGUUGUGCGGGGUUCCCAGGUUAAGCUUGAUCUUCCCCUGUUAGAUAGCACUCAUCAUUGCAUAUCUCAGAAAGGAGAUGCCUGUGAGUAUGUGUUUUGGAAUAGAAGCCAUGGAUCUGAUCCAAAACCCAUUGAAGUCAACGGAAACACUCCUAUUGACUUCACUGAGCUUUGGAUUAGGCCUUAGAUGGUGGUGCAUCACUUGGUCCAGAGGGCAGGACCAAGACCAGACAUAUAUAUUUGGUUUGAAUUAUUUGUCACUGGGUUGCUGCUGUUAAUGUGAUGCUGUAGUCUACACUCCAUGCAUAAUUAAAAUGUUACUCCUACUCUAA